AUGGCUGCAUUGCCCGCGGCACAAGCUGUGCCAGAUGAUGACGAUGACGACCUUGGGGGUCCAGUGCUCCCUCCUUUGCAGCCGAUACUUGAGACUGUGUCUGGCAAUCCUUGGCCCGCUGCUGGCAGUCCUGUCUCGAGCGAUCAGGUGACCGCGUUGUUGCAUCAGCUGGGCAACACAACAGCUCUCCUGGGUCAGGUGAUAGGGCAGCGCAGUGCCAGUGAUUCUUCGGUGUCGGGACUUACAGGCAAAGACAUGUCUCGCAUCAUGCCCCGUCCAGAGCCCUUCCGUGCUGCAACGAGGGAACAAGAGCAUUCUGCUUGGCCUUCAUGGCUUUGGUCUCUUGAGCAGUAUUUGACUGUCUUAGACCCCAAGUUCGGAGAAGAGAUCGAUCAGCUGAAAUCAAACUUGCACCGGCAGGUGAACAUUUCUCCCGCAGCCACAGACAUCGUCGCGCGCUCGCGGCAGCUCUUCGCUUUGCUUUCGGUGUUGGUAAAGGGACGUGGGUUUCUUGUGAUCAAGUCGGUCUCUGGGAACUGUGGGUAUGAAGCCCUUCGGCAGCUCAUUUCCUUGUAUGCACCGCAGAGCAAGUCACGCAGCCUUGGCAUCUUGACGGCCCUGACACAGGUCAGUGCUUUUAAAUCUGGCGAGGCAAUGUUUCCACAGAUUCUUGAGCUUGAACGGGUUUUUACAGAGUACGAGAGCGCUUCGCAACAGCUUCUUCAGGAGGAGCUCAAGACGGCGCUCCUUUUGCGUUGUUUGCCCGCUGCUUCGAGAAAUCAGGUUCAUGCCACCCUUCCAGAGGAUGCUUCGUAUGCUGCAGUGAGGGACUGUGUCUUGCGCAUCGAAAGGCAGCAGUUCAAGUGGCAAGGCGUUUCAUACUUUGGUGAUGUUGCGCAGGGUUCAGGUGCAGGGACUGGCGAUGGUGCCACUCCUAUGGAAAUCGACCGUGUUGCCGGCAAAGGCAAGAAGGGCAAAGGCAAAACGAAAGGCAAGGACAGCAAGGGCAAAGGAAAGCAUGGCAAGGACAACAAAGGCAAGGGUCAUCAUGGCAAGGACAAAGGUCAGUCCAAAGGCAAGCAAGGUGACAAGCCUGCAGCUGAUAAGUGCUUGUACUGUAACAAAUCUGGCCACUGGAAGCGCGAUUGCAGGAAGUACAAGGCCGAUUUGAAGGCAGGCAAGGUGCAGGCUGUGUCCGAGGAGUCGGGAUCUACCGUCUCGACGGUGACUCCGUCUCAGAGUGCCUCUCAGGUUGGUGCAAAGGGUCGGGUUGCUAGGCUUGCGGAGAUAGACCUUACAGCUUUUGAUGAGUGUGAUGAGGAGUUUCUUGAUGGAGACACCCGCGUUUGCAUGAUCCAGUGCAGCAUGGAACGAGUUGAGCACUUUUCGAUCAGUGACCCCUCUGAGGUUCGUUGCAACGCUUGGGAUACGAUCUGUGAGUACGAGCUUUUGAGCCUCCCGAGUGAUGUGCUCUUGAAGCUGUGUGAAGCCAAGCAGCUGGAGUGCCAUGCGGAUCAUUCCAAAUCCCUUGCAGAUCCUUCAAGUGCCAUGCAGAUCAUUCCAGAUCCCGUGCAGAUUCCUUCAAGUGCCCUGCAGAUCAGUCCAGAUCCCUGGCAGAUUCCGUCAAGUGUAACGCCUCUCAAGCCGUCUGUGUAUGUGCAUGGCAGUGUCCGUGCUCUUGCUAGUGUCAACGGUGAAGACAUCAUCCUGGACUCAGGAGCGGAUAUCAGUGCACUCCCUGAGACGUACGCCCAGGUUGGUGAGCCUGCUCCAUCGUCGGCUCAGAGGUUCGUCGAUGCUUCAGGCCGUUUGCUGCAGUCCAAAGGCAUACGCAUUGCAGAGGUUCGUGUUGGUUCCAUCAGGUUCCGUGAAAAGUUCUUGAUCGGAGGAGUUACUUGCCCUCUCCUUUCUUUGGGCAAAUUGUACAAGGCAGGAUUUUACGUAAUCCCCUCCACUUCAGGUGACAGUGACUUCAUCCUCACCAACGGUGAUCUGUCCGAACCGGUCAGGUUGAAGAGGCAAUCUCUAUGCGCAACGGGCAGUGUGCGUGUCCUCAACGCUCUACCUUCAGCAGUGCGGGCGGUGAGUGCAGCAUUGCAUGGUCCUUUGCUCCGUCUUGACGCGUCAGGGUGGCAAAGGAUAGGUUCCAGACGCUAUGCGCUUCUAAGUUUUGGUCAGUCUUAUGUCGACAGCACGCUGAUUCCCUUGACUGAGUUGCUUUGGUAUCGCACCACACUUGUGCGCAGAGAUGGCCGGUGGACUGUUGCUGAGUUGGCAGCCGAUGUGAGCUCUUUGACGGAUCGUACGUUGCCGCUUGGGCCCCCGGCUGUCGAACAGGUUAUCACCAUUGCGUAUGACGAUGCCUCCCUAAGUCCUGAGAGCCUAGGGUUUAGUCCUUCUGAUUCCGAUGACGUGCCAGGUUCCCAAGGUGCAGGUUCUGUUGAGGCUCCAGAGGUUCCAGUGCCAAAUGCCGCCGAUCAAGGUCCAGAGGUUCCAGUGCCAAAUGCCGCCGAUCAAGGUCCAGAGGUUCCAAUGCCGGAUGCCGCCGAUCAAGGUGCAGGUGUAGGCGGACUUGAAGGUGAUAGCGAUCUCCCUCCGAGUGCUGAUCAAGCGGCUCCAGUCGCUCCUGCGGCUGAUGGAGGUGGAGAGGCAGCUCCAUCUGAACGUGAAGUCAUUGACAGCGUCACUGUGAACGGUGUUGUGAUUGACCGCAACUCUUCGCUUCGGGUCAUGCGUGCUGCCCUUGUCAGCCUUGGCUUAGGUAAGAAUGGGUCUAAGAGCCAGUGUUGGGAGCGCUUGGUGCGCCAUCUGCGUGAGGCCGAUCUUUUGCGUGAGCAUCAGGUCCAUCACAACUUGAGCGCCGAGCUGAGUCGGCCACCACAUGCACCACCAGUUCCUGCAGCUCCUUCGGACCACGACCGUGCACAGCAUGUGCUGACACAUGAACCGUACCAGCCCUGGUGCGAUGCUUGUGUCAAGUUUCGAGGAAGACAGGAUCGCCACCCGUCUGAGGCUUCGCAUGAUCCUGGCUCUCGGUCUGUCCUGUCUUUUGACUUUGGAUACUGCUCGAGGGAAGCCGAUGACGGUGUUCGAGAAGCCAAGGACCGCCUGACAGUCUUGUUUCUUCAUGAUCGUCACACCAAAGCCGUGCAUGCCAUUCCCACGGCUCAGAAGGGCGGCAGCAGCCUCAGUCACUUGGUUACAGAAUCCGCGAGGUUUGCGAUAUGGUUGGGUCACCGGUCCCUCAGACUCCGAUGUGAUAAUGAACCCGCUAUCCUUGCGGUGCAAGCCGGUCUCUUGAAGGCCCUUCGGAAUCUUGGUGUUGACGUGUCCAAGGACACCGCUCCUGUGGAGUCUCACCAGAGCAAUGGUCCGGUUGAGCAGGUUGUUGGGAGCAUCAGGCAGCAUGCCGCUGUGCUGAUGCAUGAUCUCGAGCAAGCUUGUGGAGCCAAGGACGAUCAAGUGUUGUUUCCACCGCUGCAUCCGAUCUACGGAUGGGCUCUUGCCCAUGCCUGCUGGCUUCGCAACCGUUACACGCCUGUGCAUGGCACUACUCCGUACGAGGCUGUGACUGAUUCGGCGUACAGCGGCACCAUCUGUCGCUUUGGAGAAAAGGUCCUGGGAUACCUCAAACCUGACGGCAAAUCCUCGGCGCGCUGGCGCCAUGGCCUCUGGCUUGGAAAAGCUAUAGGCAAUGACACCCACAUUUUGGGUUUGGUCGGUGGCGUCUUCGUGACGCGCUCAGUGCGAAGGUUUGAAGACAAUUUCGAUCCGGACUUUGCAGCCAGCUUUGAUGUGAGUGUUUUCGAGCACGGGCUCUCGUCCAUAGGGGGGAAACUUGUACUUGGGCACAAGAAGCCAGCCGCUCCUGUUGCAAUGCCUAUCCCAGCUUACGUUGGCCCUCCUCCUUCACCACCAGCCGCUGCAGAAUCGCCUCUUCCUCACGAGGCUCAAGGCUCUCCUUCACAGAUUGCAGGCACCGACUCGCCAGUGCGGUCUCCAACAUCCAUCAACUAUAGCCCUUCUGAUGGCAUGAGUGCCACGGAGGAUGCUGCUCUUUCUGAUCGUCACGGUGAUGUGUUGUCCACUGACGCAGGUGAACCCAGCUCAGCCGAGGCGGGGAUGCCCGCAAUUCCUGCCGAGGCGGGGGCAGCUGCCUCAUCCGCUCCUCUGAUUUCUGAGGCUCUGGGCCUCAGUGAGAAUCCUCGACCAGCCAAGGUCGCCCGCAGGUCUGAUGAUGACCAAGUGAUGGCUCUUGAAGGGCAGAUUUCUUUGAUUACCGCCCCUGGGUGCUGUGCGGAUGAAGUGCCAGCUGGAGAUUUGCUUGUAACCUCUGGAGAGGAGUCUCCCUGCGUUGUGCACAUCAGGCAAGUGUGCUAUGAACAUGAGGAUGAAAAUGUCACUUUGACGUUUGAUGGUGACACGCUUGAUGAGCUCGAGGAUUACGACCAAAGUUUUCUUGAGGAUCAGUCUGGUGACACUGAGUUGCUGCCUGAGCUGUGUCGGCCCCGCACUUCAGACAUUGAGCCAGAGCUCUCUCCGGAGGAGCUCGAAGCUUUGGAUGUGAUUGCUGAUGGAGUUGAGAUUGCUAGGCUAGAGGGCAUGACUGUGCUGCUUCCUGAGUCAGCAGCUCAUAACGAUGAGUACGCAGGUCAAGAGGCCACUCACCUCACCACGCGCAUGGUGCGCACGUGGCGUGAGAAGGAGCUUGGUGGCUCCCCAGUUUGGUACCGACGCAGCCGGUACGUGGCCCGAGAGUAUGCGUGGCUCAAUGAGCGUCAUGACCUCUUUUCGCCCGCUUCCACAGCACUUUCGAACCGCUUGCUGCCGAUCCACUACCUGUGUCACGAGCCUGACCCUGAUGAUCCUUGGGUCAUGGUCGCCCUCGACAUCAGUGAUGCUUACCUUAGCGUCAAGCAGACCCGCCUGGUCAUUGUGCAACAUGCAGGUGUCCGCUACGUGCUGGGACGAGUCUUGCCCGGACAGCGGGACGGAUCCAAGGAGUGGUACUUGGCAUUUUCCAGUUUUCUUGAUGAAGCCUUGGGUUUUAAGAAGUGUGAUGCUCUGCCCUCGUUGAUUCGCGAGCCAGCUUUCAAGUUCAGUAUGCAGAUGCAUGUCGAUGACUUGUUGGGUGCAGGCAGCAAGCGCUUUCUUCUUGAGCGCCUCCGGCCCACGCUUGAAUCAAAGUAUUGUGUAAGCAUCCGCAUCCUUGAAGCUUCGGGGGACACGAUUUCGUUCUUGAAGAGGCAUCACACACUUCUUGCUGACGGUAAAAUGCUGCUAACACCCUCGGCCAAGCAUUUUGAAAAGCUGUUUUCUGUGAUGAAAAUCGAUGAACGGAGUGCCCCGAAGAAGACUCCUUAUGCGCCGCAGCUUGAUGAAAUAGACAACAGCGAGCUUCUCACGUGUGCAGAUGCAAAGGCUUUCCGCUGUGCCAUUGGCAUUCUUUUGUACUUGGCAGUGGAUUUGAUCGAGUGUCAGGGUGCCAUCCGUGCGUUGAGCAGCUACAUGACUUCGCCAACACGCAAUGCACAGGCUGCUUUGAGGCAUCUGUUGAAGUAUCUUCUUGAAGGCCAACACCAUGGUCUCUUGCUUGAUCGCAGAAACUGUUACAACGGAGUUUCCGGCGAGAUUCCGAGACCGAGCCAGCCGAUCUUGUGCUUAGAAGCCUUUUCGGACGCCAACUGGGCGGCGCAUCGCGGCUCUCGCAAAUCGGUUAGCUCAGGGAUGGUGUUCGUAGCAGGUUGCCUUUUGUACAGCUCUAGCCGGACACAAAGGGUGAUAGCUUUGAGCUCAGGGGAAUCGGAAUUGCUUGCGGCGACGUCUACACUUUGUGACGCUUUGUUUGUUCGGCAGCUGCUCGCUUUCAUUGCUGACGAUGAGCCACCCCAGAUUCAUCACUUCCUCGAUGCCAGCGCUGCCAAAGGCAUCAUGGAGCGAAGCGGCGUCGGCCGCGUCAGGCACUUGAGCGUCCGAGUCUUGUGGACUCAGCAGCUUGUUGCAGAUAAGAUCAUCAUGCUUCGCAAAGUUGCAACAUCGAUCAAUGUGGCCGACCUGAACACCAAAGGCCUUUCUCGGAGCCGCAUGCUCAUGCUUUUGCACAUCAUCGGUUGCUGGCAUACUGUGUAUGAGUGCUUUGUUGGAGAAGAUGAGAUUGCUGAUCUGCGCUACAAGCAGGCAAUGAAGGACGCUGUGCGUGCCGUCCGCUCCACAUCGAGUGCGUCCGUGAGCAAGCCUAUGAUUCAGGCCAUUGUCAUCGCUGUUGUGAGCGCCUUGAGUCGUGCUGCGGAUGAUGCUGACGGUGACAACGGCUUGGAUGACUCAGGAGCUGACCUUCCUGACUGGGCCAACCGGGUCCUUGUGUGGUUCUUGGGACUGUGGGUCCGCGAUGACACUGGUGUGUCUGUCAUCGACAUGCUUGUGCAGCCCCAUGCUUUGAUCCUUGCGUGCGUGACAAUGCUGAUGCUUGUGUUGUGCAUCCGCACUUUGUGCUGCAGGGCAUCUGAUCGCGGCCAGGUCAAUGUGCAGAUCGCUGGCCCUCGUGAUCAUGUUUCCUUUCAGUUUGAUCGCCAGCUCAAUUUGCAUGUUGGAGUUGGUGCGCCUGGGACCCCUACGAAUCCUUUGUCUUUCGACUUUGACGGUGAUGACAGCCCUCCACAUGUUUUGUCCGCGCUACGCAAAGGUGCAAGGUCCAAAGCUUCUACCAGACCAGGUCCGAGGUACGACGAUGAGGAUGCUCCUCAUCCCGACGCGAGUUCGUCAGCAGCACCGCCCACUGGUGCGAUGAAUGCAGUGCAGGCUCAUGUGCCUCCUGCUGACCAUGCAUCAGCACCUGGAACACCAGCAGAAUCCAUGAGUUCGCAGCUUUCGACGCAGUCGUUCCGCGAGCUGCACGGGUACCCUAUCGCUGUGGCACGGAGGAUGAACCACCGUGGGAGCCUCGUGUGGGUGUCGCACACAGGCCACUGCUACCAUCGUCUCCGGUGCUUUAAGCUUGAUGGGUGCGAUCGUGUGAAGGCGUACGAGCGCCACGAAGCACAGAACCGCGGACUCCGUGCAUGCAAGAAAUGCAAUCCUUGA
This is a messenger RNA of Symbiodinium sp. CCMP2592, 7080 nucleotides long. The record is from the annotation of a GenBank genome assembly. NCBI's taxonomy places the organism in Eukaryota, Dinophyceae, Suessiales, Symbiodiniaceae.